Messenger RNA from Ochotona princeps (American pika), 4884 nucleotides. It is a transcript of the gene R3HDM1, whose product is annotated as R3H domain containing 1. NCBI's taxonomy places the organism in Eukaryota, Metazoa, Chordata, Mammalia, Lagomorpha, Ochotonidae. Gene Ontology annotation, molecular function: nucleic acid binding. The transcript is spliced from 28 exons. The coding region runs from base 406 to 3876 and encodes 1156 amino acids. The record is from RefSeq and is a predicted model, not a curated record.
GGGAUUCAGCCAGCCGCGGCUGCCGCUGGAGCCGGUGUCCGGGCUGGUGAUGGGGUUAAUUCCCUUUCGUAAGACUCUGACUCGCACCCACCCAGCCCCGCCGUCGCCCCGCCGCGCCGCGCUCCAACCGCCUCCUCCUCCUCCUCAGUAACGCGGGCCACUGACAGGUAUGAUAUAUUUGAUCCAAGACAGUCCAUUUCAGUCCAGGAAUCUACAGUGGUGACAAGGACAUGGGACUCCUCCUGCCAGACUACAGAUGGUUCAAUACAAUUGACAUCCUGGCUGACAACUGUGAAAAGGAACCUUGGAUUAUUUUAUUUUAUUUUUGUGGAACACCACAAUCCCAAAUUUAUAUUACACAUCAGGCUUCAAGUUCCCAGUAGAAUUCUAAAAUAACCUUUGCUAAUGAGGAUGUCUGAUACUGUUACUGUAAAAGAUGAAACUGAAACAAUGAAGGAUUUGGAGGCAGAUAUGAAAGAUCCAACCAGAGUCGAAAAUCAUAUCAAAUCAGAAGCCUAUGGGAAGAUUUUGGCAGAGAAGAAUGAACGUUGUAUUGACAACAGUAUUGAUUUGCAGCGACCAUUGCAGUCAUUUGGACAGACAGGAAAAAGGUCUAAGUCAAGCUCAAAGUUAAAACUAGUUCGGAGCCUUGCAGUGUGUGAAGAAUCUCCACCACCACCUGCAGCAGAGAUAUCACAGGAAAACCAGGAGAAAAUUCAGAUCCAGUUAACACAAUCAUUUGAAAAAGAGGAAAAGCCCUCAAAAGAUGAAGCAGAGAAAGAAAAAGCCAGUGAUAAGUUGCCCAGAAAAAUGUUAUCAAGAGAUUCCAGCCAAGAGUACACUGAUUCAACUGGCAUAGAUCUACAUGAAUUUUUAGUAAACACAUUAAAAAACAAUCCCAGGGACAGAAUGACGCUGCUGAAAUUAGAACAAGAAAUUUUAGAUUUCAUUGGUAAUAAUGAGUCUCCACGUAAAAAAUUUCCCCCAAUGACAUCUUACCACAGGAUGCUAUUACACAGAGUAGCUGCUUACUUUGGAUUAGACCACAAUGUUGAUCAGAGUGGGAAGUCUGUCAUAGUUAACAAAACUAGCAAUACACGAAUACCUGAUCAAAAAUUUAAUGAGCAUAUUAAGGAUGAUAGAUGUGAAGAUUUUCAGAAACGAUAUAUCCUUAAGAGAGAUAACUCUAGCUUUGACAAAGAUGAUAAUCAGAUGAGAAUACGCUUAAAAGAUGACAGAAGAAGUAAAUCUAUAGAAGAAAGAGAAGAAGAAUAUCAGAGAGCAAGAGACCGAAUAUUUUCCCAAGAUUCCCUGUGUUCCCAAGAGAAUUAUAUUCUUGACAAAAGAAUCCCAGACGAGGAUGCUAGUACUACUCAACAGAGGCGCCAGAUAUUUAGAGUUAAUAAAGAUGCUUCAGGGAGAUCAACCAAUAGCCAUCAAAGCAGCACUGAUAAUGACUUGAAGUAUUCAGAACCACGACCUUGGAGCAGCACAGAUUCAGACAGCUCCCUUCGAAACUUGAAGCCUGCUGUAACCAAAGCCAGCAGCUUCAGUGGAAUCUCAGUCCUGACAAGAGGUGAUAGUUCUGGAAGCAGCAAAAGCAUAGGCAGGCUCUCAAAAGCAGGUUCUGAGUCUUCUUGUAGUGUAGGGUCAUCUACGGGCUCUCUUUCUCACAUCCAGCAGCCUCUUCCAGGUACAACUCUCAGCCAGUCUUCUCAUGGCGCACCUGUCGUCUAUCCAACUGUCAGCACUCAUAGUUCUCUUUCCUUUGAUGGUGGCCUAAAUGGGCAAGUCGCAUCUCCUAGCACUAGCUUCUUUUUGCUUCCCUUGGAAGCGGCAGGCAUACCACCUGGCAGUAUUCUGAUCAACCCACAAACAGGUCAGCCUUUCAUAAACCCAGAUGGGAGUCCAGUUGUGUAUAAUCCUCCAAUGACCCAGCAACCAGUUAGAACACAAGUGCCUGGACCUCCACAGCCACCUCUGCCACCCACACCUCAACAACCAGCAGCUAAUCACAUCUUCUCACAGCCUGCCCGUCCUCUGCAGUCUUCUUCACAGCCUGUUCAGUGCUCUACAGCCCCUUACCCAUCCCCGCUUCUGCCAGUUUCACCCACUCAGCAAUACUCCGUGGAUAACCUUGGGUCUCAGUUCAGCCACAUGAGUCUUGCCCGCCAGCCAUCUACUGAUGGUGCAGACCCUCAUGCCACCAUGUUCCAGUCCACUGUUGUUCUUCAGUCCCCACAGCAAUCUGGUUAUAUCAUGACAGCAGCCCCUCCGCCCCCACCACCACCUCCUCCUCCUCCACCCCCACUACCGCCUGGGCAGCCAGUCCCUACUGCUGGCUAUUCUUCUGCCGGACAUCCAGUCAGCCAGACUGUACUCCAGCAGCAGGGGUAUAUUCAGCAGCCCUCACCACAGAUGCCAGCCUGUUACUGUGCUCCAGGCCACUAUCACUCUGGUCAACCUCAGUAUCGUCCGGUCCCUUCUGUCCACUACAGUUCACAUCUAAACCAACCACUGCCACAGCCUGCACAACAGACAGGUUUUCAAGUUACACCCAACCAGCAGCAAAACUACCAAGGAAUAGUUGGAGUUCAGCAACCACAGAGUCAGAACCUACUCAGUGGCCAACCCAACAGCAUUGGAAAUCAGAUUCAAGGGGUGGUCAUCCCCUAUCCUUCAGUGCCAUCAUACCAGGUUUCACUGCCUCAAGGUUCUCAAGGAAUUGCCCCCCAGACUUAUCAACAGCCUGUUCUGUUCCCUAGUCAGUCCAGUCAAGGAUCUAUACCUACACCAGGAAUGCCAGUUUACUACAGCGUGAUUUCCCCUGGCCAGCAAAAUAGUUUAAGCUCUUCAGUAAGUUACUUGCAGCAUCCUGGAACAGAACAAGUACAGUUUACGCGAACUACUUCACCAUGCAAUUCCCAGCAGCUUCAAGGCCAUCAAUGUGCAGGUGUGCCACCACCGCCACCUAGUGGAGGAAUGGUAAUGAUGCAGCUCAAUGUACCAAAUAACCCACAGUCUCGUGCCCACUCACCCCCUCAGUGGAAGCAGAACAAAUAUUACUGUGAUCACCAGAGAGGACAGAAAUGUGUGGAAUUUAGCAAUGUAGACAAUAUUAUUCAGCACAGCCCUCAGCUCAGUAGUCCUAUAAUUUCACCAGCUCAGUCACCGGCACCUGCCCAGCUGUCUACCCUGAAAGCUGUACGUCCCUCUGGACCACCACUUUCCAUCGUGCCCCAGUUUUCUAGGCCUUUUGUACCUGGACAAGGCAGAGCAAUAGAAAGAAAGAAGGAGAGACAGAAGGAGAAAGAGGUCUUCCAUCUGCUGAUUCACUCCCCAAAUGGAGAUGCCAGGUAUCCAUUACUUGGCCAACCACUGCAGUACACUCCUCCUGCGGUUCUGCACGGACACAUUCCAAAUCAACAGGGUCAGUCUGGUGGUAGACAUGGAAACCGAGGAAGGAGACAAGCAAAGAAAGCUGCAUCCACAGACCUUGGUGCAGGAGAAGCAGUUGUUGGGAAGGUCUUGGAAAUCACUGAACUACCAGAUGGAAUAACUCGCAUGGAAGCCGAGAAGCUUUUUGGGGAACUCUUUAAAAUUGGCGCCAAAAUCCGGUGGCUCCGGGACCCCCAGUCGCAGCCCCAGCUGCGUCGUCACCCUCUCUGCUGUGGCAGUGGGGACAACACUGUCAACCCUGAACGCUCUAAGCCCAGUGACUUGGCCUCCACGUAUACUGUCUUAGCCACAUUCCCCUCCAUUUCAGCUGCACAGAAUGCACUGAAGAAACAGAUUAACUCAGUUAACAAGUUUAAGCUGAGAACAAGCAAGAAACACUAUGACUUUCACAUUUUGGAAAGGGCAAGUUCUCAAUAACAGCCACCUUUGGACCUUUAUGAUUCCCCUGCCCUCCCCAUCUCUGACUGGCUUGGUAUUCGGAGCUUCUGUUAACAUUUUAGAGACUCCUAGGACGUGUGGUCUUGGCAUUAUAGCAUUUGAAGAAAGGCCAGUGAUCCAGCAAAGGGGAGAAAAAGACAGACAUUACACCCCAGAUGACCGUAGGAAUCCACAUCGGAAUGAUACAGAGUUAGCAGCUCUUUCUAAGGAAAUGCUGUUCAAAUGCCUCCUAACUUUUAUAGUUACUUUGUUUUAUAUUUCUGAAUUCUUGUAUCAGAUCCAAAGCUCUAUUGUACAGCAAACUACUCUUCAAAAUGAUUACAAGAAGUUGCAACCUGUAUUUCUUUUUGUAGCCAGCACAAUGUAACCCAACUUAGAAUUUGGGGGAAAAAGAAUGCAGGCGUGGAAUAACCAAGUCAGAACUAUGCAUCGUCAUUGUGGCGGCCAGGAUUGCUAAGGAGAGCCCACAAAUAGAAGAUGACUCUUCCCCUAAUUCUCUAAACACAUAAACAAGUUCCAGAAAGUAAAGAACUCUCCUGUAUGGUCUUUUCCUUAUUCAUUUAGGUAAUAUGAACAUUAAGUGUAACGUGAAUUAUGUUCUCAAUGCCUCUUAAUCAAACCACUCGGAUUCAAAGGGGAAUGGGAAUCAUUCUAGACAAAAAAAAAAUGCUUGUACUUCCACCUUUUUGAAGCAUCCCUCCAAUAAGUAAAUGCCACUUAUUCACAUUCCCCUCCUUACGGAAUUUUUUCUUUUUCUUUUUUUUUUCUUUUUUCGUCACCAAAGGAACUGCAUUUGAUGAGUGCUGGAAACUUCUUAAGUAUUUAAAAUUUGUUUUCAUUGUUUGCAGCAGAUCACUGGACAUCAAAGAUUCAUUGCACUUAUGAACAAGGAACCUUCUUUUCAAUUUCUGUGUAAUUUGCAAGGCUGUACAAUGUGUGCUGAUGCAAGCCUUUUUCAGUUCAAAAGAAUAAAUGUUUACAAAUAUA